Molecule: messenger RNA, 1063 nt
Organism: Pelmatolapia mariae (spotted tilapia)
Lineage: Eukaryota; Metazoa; Chordata; Actinopteri; Cichliformes; Cichlidae
Product: NAD(P)H dehydrogenase [quinone] 1-like
Exons: 6
Coding region: 219-1025 (268 amino acids)
Cellular component (GO): cytosol
Molecular function (GO): NAD(P)H dehydrogenase (quinone) activity
Source: RefSeq, a predicted model, not a curated record
AGACAAAAAGAUCUGAAGAUGAGAGGCCUUAGAGAAAAUCCCCCACUUCCAGCUGGCAGAGUGAUGACUCUGAUUGCUGAUUGACUGCACCUGGUUGAAGCAGAGCCCAUUGGGUGUAUAAAACCUGGAUACUGAGCUUUACACCAGUAGCAGCUUUUCCCAUUGUAGUACUAUUGACUUGUGAGCAUCAUCAGUCACAGCGGAGCACUUGUGUCAGAAUGUCCAAGAAAGUGCUGAUUGUGUAUGCCCAUGAGAGCUCUGCCUCUUUCAGUGCUGCUGCCAAAGAUGCUGCUGUGGCAGCUCUGACUGCUCAAGGCUGCACUGUAGAGGUGUCUGACCUGUACGCCAUGAAGUUCAAAGCUGCUGCUACUACUGAGGACAUCACUGGUGGCGUGAAGAAUGCUGAGAACUUCUGCUAUGCAAAGGAGAUCAAAUUGGCAUCAGAGGAGGGCCGACUUGCAGAUGACAUCAAAAAAGAGCAGGAGAAGCUCAAGGAGGCAGACCUCGUCAUCUUUCAGUUCCCCAUGUACUGGUCAUCUGUUCCUGCAAUCAUGAAGGGGUGGAUGGAUCGGGUGUUGGGCUUUGCCUACGCACAGGAGAAGCGGUACAGUGAGGGGAUCUUCAAGGACAAGAAAGCCAUGCUGUCCUUCACCACUGACUGUCCUGAAUCUGUGUACAGUGACACUGGCAUCAAUGGUGACAUCAAUGUCACACUGUGGCCACUGCAGAACGGGAUCCUGAACUACUGUGGCUUCCAGGUUUUUGCCCCUCAGAUCUUCUGGGAUCCUGCUGCUGGUUCUCCUGACUCUCGCAGCUCCAUGCUGGAGGGCUGGCGCACACGACUGCAAAACCUCUGUGGGGAAGCCACUGUGUACUUUGCUCCCUUGGACCACUUUGACAAGGAGAAGGGUUUCCUGAAGCCUGAGGUCAAAGAGAAAUAUGCCAGCAGAGAAUGUGGCCUCACAGUGGGGAUCCACAUGGGCAAGCCACUGCCAGCCAACAGCCAGACCAAGGCCGGGGUCUGACAAUGGAGUGGGUCCAUGUAAUGUCUUAAAAUGUGCUG